CCAGCUCCACCCCCAACAACUGCCUACCGCAGGGCUGGGACUCCUAAGCAUUUUCUAAGGGAGGAGCAGGUUAACAUCCUGACCUUCCCUCCAAGACUGGUGGCCGAGCAACUGACAGCAAUGGAUGUGGAGCUGUUCAAGAAGGUGCUGCCCCACCAGUGCCUGGGCUCCGUCUGGUCCCAGAGGAGGAAGCCUGGCAAGGAGCACGUGGCCUCCACUGUCAGUGCCACCAUCAGACAAUUCAACCACGUGGCCACCUGUGUGAUCACCACCUGCCUUGGGGACCCAAGCAUGAUGGCCCAGGACAGGGCCAAAGUGGUGGAGCACUGGAUUAAGGUGGCCAAGGAGUGCAGAAGCCUAAGGAACUUCUCCUCCCUGCACGCCAUCCUCGCUGCUCUGCAGAGCGUGGCUGUCCAUCGUUUGAAGAAAACAUGGGGGAAGGUUUCCAGGAAGCGGGCACUGACUAUGAAACAACUCUGCAUGAAGGACAACAUCCUGAGCAGGGAACAGUUCAUCAAGCCUUCCAGGUAUGCCACUCUGAUGUCCCAUGUCCCUGGAUCCAAGCUCAGGCUGCCCAAGAAGUGUGUUCCCUUCCUGGGAGAAUACCUUAAAGAUCUGAAGGUGAUGGACAGCAUCAUGGAGGAUGAUCAGGAGGUGCAGAGAGUUUUGGAGGAGAUAGUGCUGCUACAGGAGGCUGCACACAAAUACCAAAUAGAGCCUGAGGGGCCAUUCCAGGCCUGGUUCUGGGCCCUGAAACGGCUCAGUGAAAAUGAGAGUUACAUCUGGUCCUGCCAGCUGGAGCCACAGUCCUAGGUGGCCAGGGGAAUACUCACCCACGGAGGCCAACGA
Messenger RNA from Myotis daubentonii (Daubenton's bat), 849 nucleotides. RefSeq names its product ral guanine nucleotide dissociation stimulator-like. Gene Ontology annotation, molecular function: guanyl-nucleotide exchange factor activity. Lineage: Eukaryota; Metazoa; Chordata; Mammalia; Chiroptera; Vespertilionidae. The record is from RefSeq and is a predicted model, not a curated record. Gene Ontology annotation, cellular component: plasma membrane. Gene Ontology annotation, biological process: Ras protein signal transduction.